This is a messenger RNA of Protopolystoma xenopodis, 225 nucleotides long. The record is from the annotation of a GenBank genome assembly. Lineage: Eukaryota; Metazoa; Platyhelminthes; Monogenea; Polystomatidea; Polystomatidae.
AUGCGCAAAUGUGAGCGCCAUAAGAUGUCGGCAUGGCAUCCCAGCCUACCCGGGCACGGUACUGGUGCCGAAGCAGUACAGAGACAAGUAAACAAGGCUGGAGUAAUGCGACUCGACCGUUUUAUGUCGAGGGAAAAGUUGGCGGAAAUGGUUUCGUUGCCAGGCUUCACUGGCAACUGGCGCGGAGAGUCUUGGUUUGUGCGAAAAGGUCCUCCCUUGUCUUAG